GCGCUCUUUUUUUUAGGAACCCACUUACCCCUCCAUCCAUGAUCCGCCCAGGGACCGUGGCGUUGUUCCUGAAGAUGACCCCCCACCUUUCACAAGCUCGCCGAUCAUUGAAAAUCUGUCACCAACAUUAACAAUGUUUCUUUCUUUUCUCUCUUCACUCUAUUCUCUCCUUCAUCUUUUCUUACCUGGAAUCGCCAUUCCAUACCCUUCAAGAUGCCUCAAAUCAAGUGCCUCCUCUUCGACUGCGACAACACGCUCGUUCUCUCCGAGAACGCAGCGUUUGAGGCCUGCGCUCAGCUCGCCAACCAGAUCCUCGAGAAGUUCGGCUUCGAGAAGCGCUAUGGCGGCACCGAGCUCAUGCACCAGUUCGUCGGUCAGAACUUCCGGAGUAUGAUGACCGGCCUCUGCGCCCGUCACGGCUUCACCAUUCCCGCCGACGAGUUCGACCACUGGGUCGCCAAGGAGCUCGACACCACCAUCGCGAACCUCCGCGCAAAGGCCGAGCCCUGCGAGAACGUCAUCGAGGUCCUCGAGAAGCUCCAAAAGGGCAAGAAGUACCACAUGGCCAUUGUCUCCUCCUCCGCCAUGCCCCGUGUCGUCGCUUCCAUCGAGAAGACCAACAUGGACCAGUUCUUCGACAAGCCCGACGUCGGCAUCUUCUCCGCUGCCAGCAGCAUCGACCCCCCCAUCUCCAAGCCCAACCCGGCCAUCUACCUCCACGCCUGCGAGAAGCUUGGCUACAAGCCCAGCGAGUGCAUUGCCAUUGAAGACAGCAGAAGCGGUGCCACCGCUGCCAAGAGCGCCGGCAUUCCCCUUUUGGGAUACGUUGGACCCUACUACGAGGAGGGCCAGGAGAAGCUGGACUCCAUGAUCAAGCUCUUCAGCGAGGAGCUUGGCGCUUUUGACGUUAUGCACAACUGGAAAGACUUUGAGAGCAUCUUGGCCAAGUACGAGAGCUCAUAGAUACCCGAAUACUGUUUAGAAUUUUGAAAUUUCGAAUGAAUGAAAGCGCGGCAUAGGCUGGAAGUUGCGUGAAUGGCAUUUCACACAUAGACUCAGAGCUUGACAAGAUAGAGACGAAUAGAACGAAAUCCUCGUAGUGCUGCUCGGUCUCGAGGACCACAGUCAUAGUUAGUGCUUUGUAAGGUACACCCAACAUGAAACUCGCAUAACCAUAAUCUAAGAAAUUGAAAAUUGUCUCGUA
Colletotrichum phormii is the source of this 1204-nucleotide messenger RNA. RefSeq names its product haloacid dehalogenase-like hydrolase. Lineage: Eukaryota; Fungi; Ascomycota; Sordariomycetes; Glomerellales; Glomerellaceae. The coding region runs from base 214 to 963 and encodes 249 amino acids. The transcript has 2 exons. The record is from RefSeq and is a predicted model, not a curated record.